This is a messenger RNA of Macadamia integrifolia, 4352 nucleotides long. Its product is annotated as ABC transporter C family member 3-like. Lineage: Eukaryota; Viridiplantae; Streptophyta; Magnoliopsida; Proteales; Proteaceae. Gene Ontology annotation, molecular function: ATP hydrolysis activity; ABC-type transporter activity; ATP binding. Bases 1 to 4056 code for a protein of 1351 amino acids. The record is from RefSeq and is a predicted model, not a curated record. Gene Ontology annotation, cellular component: vacuolar membrane; plant-type vacuole. Gene Ontology annotation, biological process: transmembrane transport. The transcript has 11 exons.
AUGGUAGAUCGAGUGGUAGACAAGAAAAUUUGUACCGAGCAGAGCUUCUCGCCUCUCGCCUCCUUCUCGCUCUCGCCUCCUUCUCGCUCUCGCCUCUCGCCUCCUGCAACUGUUGGAUGGGGUUCGCCUCCUGCAACUGUUGGAUGGGAGCGGGAACAUGAAGAUUUCCAUCAUUUGGAACCUCUUUUGAACGAUAGUUCCAAACGAUAUAAUAGUGUUGACGUACAAGGAUCAAGUGUGGGUGGAGAGAGCAUAACUUCUUAUGCAAAUGCCAAUCUUCUUAGUAUUAUUACUUUUUCUUGGAUGGGUCCUCUAGUUGCACUUGGAUAUAAGAAAACAUUGGAUCUUGAAGAUGUCCCUCAGCUUUCCAGUUGUGAUAGUGCCAAUGUGGUCUUUUCUUCUAUUAGAAAUAAAAUUGAAUCGGAUGGUAACAAUGGUGGUCAGAUAAGCUCAACCAAGCUAGUGAAGGCAUUGAUUCUCCUAACUUGGAAAGAAAUUCUAUGGACAGGUCUAUUGUCUAUAGUAUGCACAUUGGCUUCUUAUGUUGGACCAUAUUUUAUUGAAUCCUUUUUUCAUUAUCUAAAGAGCUCUCACCAACUAAAAUAUAAAGGUUAUGUGCUAGUGUUUAUUUUCUUUCUUUCAAAGCUUAUAAGGUGCUUCUCAGAGAGGCAUUUGUUCUUUCAAUUGCGAAAGAUGGGGAACAGGGUUCGCACUGCCUUGUUUGCAAUAAUAUAUAAGAAGAAUCUUGUUCUUUCAAGCCAAGCAAAGCAGGGCCACACCAGUGGGGAGAAUGUUAAUUUGAUGACUGUUGAUGUUGAGAAGACUGGAUUUUUCAGUUGGUACUUGCACGAUAUAUGGAGGGUGCCCAUUCAAUUUGUUCUAGCUUUGUUGAACUUAUACAAGAGGCUUGGCCUUGCUUCACUUGUAGCUUUUGCUGCCACGAUGAUUUUGAUGUUAGCAAAUGUUCCAUUGAUAAAACUAAAGGAGAAAAUUCAAGGGGAAUUGAUGGAUUCAAAGGAUCGAAGGAUGAAGGUGACAUCUGAGGCUCUAAGGAAUAUGAGGAUUCUUAAACUUCAGGGAUGGGAGAUGAAAUUCUUGUCAAAGAUAACUGAGCGUAGGAAAUUCGAAACGAAAUGGUUGAAGAAGUUACUUUAUACAUCCGCUAUGGCUUCUUUUGUCUACUCAUCUACUCCAUUAUUUGUUUCUAUGGCUACUUUUGGGUUCUGUGAGCUUAUGGGAAUUCAGUUAAACUCGGGAAAGAUUUUAUCUGCACUUGCAACAUUUGAAAUGUUGCAGGAGCCCAUUCAUAAUCUCCCAGAUACAAUAUCCAUGAUACUUCAGAUAAAAGUCUCCCUUAAUAGGAUAACCUCAUUUCUCUGUCUUGAUGACCUUGAUCAAAAUAUAGUACAAAAGCUUCCGAGAGAUAGUACUGAAGUUGCAAUUGAGAUAAUCAAGGGAAAUUUCUCUUGGGACAUUCAUUCUCCUAAUCUUACAUUAAAAGAUCUUAAUUUCCAAGUGAAACAUGGUAUGAAAGUGGUUGUUUGUGGUUCUGUUGGGUCAGGAAAGUCAAGCCUAAUUUCAUGCAUAUUGGGGGAGGUGCCGAAGAUAUCUGGAUCUAUUAAGUUGAAGGGGAAAAAAGCCUAUGUUGCACAAUUACCUUGGAUACAGAGUGGAAAAAUAGUAGAUAAUAUAUUGUUUGGUAAAGAGAUGGACAAGGAAAGAUAUGAGAUGAUUCUUGAAGCAUGUUCAUUGAAGAAGGACCUAGAAUUGUUUGCCUUUGGGGACCAGACUAUCGUAGGGGAGAGGGGGAUCAACCUGAGUGGUGGACAAAAACAAAGAAUCCAGAUUGCACGUGCUUUGUACCACGAUGCUGAUAUUUAUCUACUUGAUGAUCCUUUUAGUGCUGUUGAUGCUCACACGGGAACUCAUCUAUUUAAGGAGUGUUUGCUGGGAAUUUUGGGUUCAAAAACAGUAAUUUAUGUUACCCACCAAGUUGAGUUUUUUCCUUUUGCCGAUCUUAUCCUGGUGAUGAAAGAUGGAAAAAUUACUCAAGCAGGUAAAUAUGAAGAAAUUCUUAGUUCAGGAACUGAUUUUGUGGAGUUAGUGGGUGCACAUAAUAAAGCUUUGGCAAAACUUAAUUCUAUUGAACAUGGGGUUGCUUUGAAUAAUUUAAUUAAUAACGAGGAAGAUGAUAAUAUGUUGUGUGGUGAAAAAUCUAAUCAAGAUGAUGAAGUAAGGGAAUCCGAGAACUACAAAACUGAAGAAUUGGUUGAGCCAAAAGGACAGCUUGUCCAAGAAGAAAAGAGAGAAAAGGGUGGAGUUAAUCCUUUACUGUAUUUGAAGUAUGUUACAACUGCAUAUAAAGGGGCUUUUGUACCAUUGAUACUCCUGGCACAAAUUCUUUUUGAGCUUCUCCAAAUAGUCAGUAGUUAUUGGAUGGUGUUGGAUAAUCCUGAUUCUGAGGAUGUACGACCUCAUGUUAUGGGAUGCAACCCCAUCUUUAUCUAUAUUGCUUUAACCUUUGGAAGCUCUCUUUGUACAUUUACAAGGUCUAUGCUCAUUGUAACUGCUGGAUACAAGACAUCCACUCUGCUCUUCAACAAAAUGCAUUUAUGCAUUUUUCGUGCUCCUUUGUUGUUUUUUGAUUCUACUCCAAGUGGAAGGAUUCUGAAUCGGGUAUCCAUAGAUCAAAGUGCAGCUGAUACUUCUAUUCCACAUAAAUUUGAACAACUUCUUAUCUCAAUUAUAGGAUUCUUGGGAACUAUAGCAGUAAUGUCACAAGUUGCAUGGCAAAUGUUGAUAGUUUCUAUUCCGAUGACUGUGGCAUGCAUUUGGUACCAGCAAUACUACAUAUCUACAGCGCGAGAACUAUCACGACUAACUGGAGUAUGUCAGGCUCCAAUUACACAACAUUUUGUUGAAUCUAGUUUAGGUUCAAUCACUAUCAGAUGUUUUGGUCAAGAAGAGAGGUUUAUGGACACAAACCUCAAGUUGGUGGAUGGAUAUUUUCGGCCCAAGUUUCAUUUCUCUGGUGCGAUAGAGUGGUUAUGCUUCCGCAUGGAUAUGUUGGCAUCCAUCACAUACGCCAUUUUUUUUGUUUUUCUGAUAUCGGUGCCACAUGGAGUACUUAGUCCUGGUAUUAUGGGUCUAGCAGUCACAUAUGGACUUAGUUUUAGUAUGCAUGGGAUCAUAUGGGAUCUAUGCAGUCUUGAGAAUAAUAUCAUUUCAAUUGAGAGAAUAAUGCAGUACACCUGCAUCCCUAGUGAACCCCCUUUGGUGGUAGAAGAAAAUAAGCCAGAUGAUGAAUGGCCAUCACAAGGGAAAGUUGAUAUUGUUAAUCUGCAGGUUCGGUAUGCUUCACAUCUUCCUCUUGUCUUACGAGAUCUCACAUGCACUUUCCCUGGAGGGAUUAAGAUUGGUAUUGUUGGGCGAACGGGAAGUGGUAAAUCAACUCUUGUACAAGCUCUCUUUCAUAUGCUUGAACCUGUAGCCGGUCAAAUUUGGAUAGAUGGUAUCAACAUCUUCAAGAUUGGCCUUCAUGACUUACGGUCAAGAUUGAGCAUCAUACCGCAAGACCCAAUAAUGUUUGAGGGGACUCUAAGAAGCAAUCUUGAUCCACUUGAAGAUUACACUGAUGAACAAAUCUGGGAGGUUUUAGAUAAAUGCCAACUCGGUGAUGAAAUUAGAAAGAAGGAAGGGAAGCUCGAUACUUCAGUGAAUGAGAAUGGAGAGAAUUGGAGCAUUGGUCAAAGACAACUAGUUUGUUUAGGACGGGUAUUACUCAAGAGAUGUAAAGUGUUAGUACUCGAUGAAGCUACUGCAUCAAUGGAUACUGCAACUGAAUACCUAAUUCAGCAAACACUUAGGCAACACUUCUCAGGGUCUACUGUCAUCACAAUCGCACAUAGGAUAACAUCAAUUCUUGAUAUUGAUAUGGUCCUCCUUCUCGAUAAUGGUCUUAUAUUGGAGUAUGAUUCCCCAGCCAAAUUGCUAGAGAUCAAGUCCUCGUCAUUUGCAAAGCUUGUUAAGGAGUAUACUGGAAGAUACAAUUGCUAGUUUUUGAAAGGUAAAAUGAGUAAAUUGAGUAGUCAGACGAAGGUGCAUUUUUUUUCUAGUAUAAUAGAAAUUUGUUUGGAGAAGAUGGUGGAUUAAAUAUCGAGGCUUCUUGUAAUCAUUUGGGUGGACAUUGGCAUUGAAGUAUUGGAGGUAAAGGAGAAGAUGAGAGGGGAAAUAUUUUUCUUUGUGCAUGUCUAUAAACCUUAGGAGAGGUUAUAGACUACCAUGGGGCACAUUAGACAGAGAUGAAAUUUUGUGGAAAAGUAAAAAUUCAAGGUCCUUUGCUAUGCUGCUCA